AAGUAUAAUAAUAGUAUACAUUUUAAAUUAUCAUCAUCAUUCACAUAAGUUUACUUCAAAGAGCUAUCUAUCUAUCAACAAAUUUCUGUUUUUUUGGUUAUAAAGAAUGGGUUGCAGUAGCUCAAAGGUAGCAGAAAAUAUUAUGGAUGGAUCCUCAGAAGUUGGCAAAGAUAAGAAUUUACCUUCACAAGUAAAAGAAAAUGAGCUUAUUUCUUGUUCUGAAGAUUUUUCUAUCCUUGCUUCUGAAACACCAUUUACAGUAAGAGAGGUGGAAAUCUUGAAGGAGUUGUACAAAAAAUUAAGCGCAGUUAUUGUGAAAAAUGGACUUAUUCAAAAGGAAGAGCUUCACUUUGCUCUUUUUAGAAACAGAAACAAACGCAACCUCUUUGUCGAUAGGAUGUUUGAUCUCUUCGAUGUCAAUCACAACGGCCAUAUAGAGUUUGGUGAAUUUAUCAGAUCUUUGGGCAUCUUUCAUCCUAAAGCUCCUCGAGCAGACAAAAUAAAAUAUGCAUUUAGAUUAUAUGACUUGAGGCAUACUGGUUACAUUGAGCGCGAAGAGUUGAAGGAGAUGGUAUUGAUGAUUUUGGUUGAAUCUGAUUUGGUUCUCUCUGAUGAUGUGGUUGAAACAAUUGUGGACAAGACAUUUCUAGAAACAGACACAAAAGGUGAUGGAAAAAUUGACUUGGAAGAAUGGAGUGAAUAUGUUGGAAAAAAUCCAUCAUUACUCAAGAACAUGACUCUACCUUAUCUGAUGGACAUAACACUAGCAUUUCCCAGUUUUAUGCUGAAUGCAGAAACCGAAGAAUCACACUCGUAGUUUGAGUAUAUAUAAUACUCAAAUGCAAUGCAUAUAGAAUGGUGGGCGUGAGUUAGACCAACGUCUGAUAACCGUAUAUCAAUGCUUGUUAGAAAUUGGUCUAUUUUGAAACAAAACUCGUGCAGACCAUAGUACACUUUUUAUAGGAAUGUUUGGCCGUUGUUUCUGAAUUCCUUAUCUGAGGUGUUUAUUGCAAGGUUUCCUUAGGGAAAUUAGAAAAGCCUGCAAUUCACAAUUUUCGCUAAGAAAUAGUGGAAAUGCAAGUAGGGACACAAUUUUGACCCUGCAGCAGAUUUUGGAUUCACUACCAUCUCGCAUUCCAAGCAUUCAUGCAGUUUGUCGUUUGGAGCCGUUGGAUCAAGACCUUCCCGUUUUUGACGAGCUUAAAAUCAUAGUCAUGCCAUCUUCAUCUAACAGCUCCAAAUAAGUGCGUGAAAUGUGACCGCUUACGCAAUGAGUCUCAUAAACAGAAAGUUUGUAAGCCUUCUGAAUAUGCUUUUGUUAUCCUCAAAUGUGUUAUAAUCCCUUGUUAACAUGAUAUUUCCGCGAUGCGGUUCAAGUACUUAACUGAAUUUUGACCAUUAAGGCGUCUAAUACAGUAUAAUGUAAUGAUUUUCCAUA
This is a messenger RNA of Medicago truncatula (barrel medic), 1438 nucleotides long. Its product is annotated as calcineurin B-like protein 7. The record is from RefSeq and is a predicted model, not a curated record. Bases 107 to 817 code for a protein of 236 amino acids. The transcript is spliced from 8 exons. Gene Ontology annotation, biological process: calcium-mediated signaling. Gene Ontology annotation, molecular function: calcium ion binding; kinase binding. Lineage: Eukaryota; Viridiplantae; Streptophyta; Magnoliopsida; Fabales; Fabaceae.